AUGGAUAUACUUUGGUGGCCAAAUGAAGCUGAGGCGGCUGAAGUGCUGCAGCAGUUCUUUGAGGUGGCGGGCUUCCCUUCCGUUUUGGGUGCUGUGGAUGGUACGCACAUUCGGAUUCAAGGACCGUCGGACCACGAAGAAGCGCACGUCAACCGCCAUGGCUACCACUCCAUCAACGUGCACCUAGUGGUGGACGCUGCAUACCAAAUUCGCCAUGUGGUAGCAAGGUGGCCUGGCAGUGCAAAUGGCUCCAAGAUCUUCAAGAAGAGCGCCCUUUCCGUAAAGCUAUCCAAUGGAACCUACGACGGCUUGCUGCUGGGCGACAGCGGAUAUGCGUGCGAGCCAUGGCUCAUGACACCCUUCCUGGUGCCCUCGUCAUCGCCAGAGGAGGAAUACAACAAAGCUCACAUCACGCCCAGGUGUAUCGUAGAAAGGUUCAAGUUCUACACUUUGCCUGACUGCACUCCAACUAUGAAUGUAGACAAGGCCCUAUGA
Molecule: messenger RNA, 495 nt
Organism: Ixodes scapularis (black-legged tick)
Lineage: Eukaryota; Metazoa; Arthropoda; Arachnida; Ixodida; Ixodidae
Product: putative nuclease HARBI1
Exons: 3
Coding region: 1-495 (164 amino acids)
Source: RefSeq, a predicted model, not a curated record